Molecule: messenger RNA, 2482 nt
Organism: Daldinia decipiens
Lineage: Eukaryota; Fungi; Ascomycota; Sordariomycetes; Xylariales; Hypoxylaceae
Exons: 3
Coding region: 475-2181 (568 amino acids)
Biological process (GO): regulation of transcription by RNA polymerase II
Cellular component (GO): nucleus
Molecular function (GO): RNA polymerase II cis-regulatory region sequence-specific DNA binding; DNA-binding transcription factor activity, RNA polymerase II-specific
Source: RefSeq, a predicted model, not a curated record
UUUAUUGUUAAUACUGUAUCUUAGUGUCUCUUCACUAAAAAGAUUAAAAAAUAAAAAAUAAAACCAAAAAACCCGUUUCGUACCUUAGCUACAUGUACUGCAAGUACCGCAGCCUUGGAACUUUGUCACAGCCCGACCAUCACCGACCAUCACCGACCAUCAAGGUUCUCAACCCUCGACCUGAAUUCUGCCCAUUUGCCCACAACCACCCUUUCUCCUCUUAACCUUUUUCCCCUUCUUGUAAUGAACGAGACGAAGAGCCUCAAUUCGUAAUAUUCCGUGCGGCACGGUGCCGAUCUAUCCUAAUCCCAGGUCUCAUCGUUGGCGCACUGGCCAAUACUUGAUCCCAUACCGAAGACAUCAAGUUCUAACAACUUCUUCACCCAGUCCACAACCCCAGAUCUUCAUGCCAAAAAGCUACCGACCUAGAAUUUCCUUUCCCGUAACGGGUCAUGUUUAGUCGGAACAUCGACCAUGACUAUGUAUGGAGGGAUGAACGACUCAAUCGAUCCCAAUGAUGCAACUUAUGGCCUCCCUCCUCUAACAUCGUCACCCUCAAUAGAGAGACUCACCAAUUCUCUCACACCUAAUUCUCACAACUUUGAUAACGCGUUUUCCUUUGGCCCGUCGUCUUCUCUCGAUACUAUCGAACCCUCGUCACUAGAUCUCCAUCAUACAUCUCAUGACGAUACUUGCCUAGACAAGUGCGUAGGCACCUUAAACCCCCAUGGGAUACACCGCAAUGCCUUUGGCCCGUCUUUUCCUCCUAGGAACCGGUUUACUGUCUCAGCUUUCACAUACCCUUAUCAUCUGUCUGAGAACAAUGUCUUCCAGCAGCCGAUGCAACAAUUCAACCAUUUAUAUCCGGAUCCUUUCCCGGAUAUGGGCCUGAAGUAUGACCUAAAUCACGACAUCAGGCCAGAGCACCAUGGCUCAUUUAGUGAGUCACUCCUUGGGAACAACUUCAAUGCCACGGACUUAGGGAUUCCGCAGUGCCCUGUUCCUGACGAUUGCGCUUCCGUGAAUUGUAGCAAAUUUUCAUGCUCGAGCGACUGUUGUUCCACCCAAGUCUGCCAAGAGGAGGAAUGUUCUGGAGAUGGUACGCCCUGUGACGACCUGCACUGCCUCGAUAGCACUACACAAGCCAUCGACGAAAUGUGGACUCUCAACCAAAGCUGGCAUAAUCCUAUACCAUCAGACCUACCCUUACCUCCACAUAACCCGCCUUGUAAUCACACCAACACCGAGCACGAUGUUGCCAUUACCCUGCGAGACUUGAGGGCGCCUGGUGCUUUGAACCCUUCGCAGCAGCAGCAGCAUGACUUCCAGCAGUUCGAGCGCCGCUUUCUUGAUGCAGCUGCAGCUGAGCACCAACUAGACCCUAUCCAACAACUCUCCUUACCUAUCCACCAUCAUCCAAGCCUCUCGUGUACCCCUGAGAUAGAUUCAAUACCGACUCCGUUGAAUGAAUCUUUUAAUGAGGCUGAAGGCACGACUCAACUUGUUUGCCAGUGGAUAAUAUCUCCUGGAGGAGAGGGUCAAGAUAUUUGCGGUCAUGUUUGCAAAGAUAGCUUUUCUCUCCAUGAGCACUUGUGUAGUGACCACAUUUCGUUGCUAACAAGCAAGACGAAAUAUCUCUGUCUCUGGAACGGCUGCCCCCGCCGUGGUGACCAAGUAUUCGCCUCUCGUAACAAGCUACGGCGUCAUCUUGCAACCCACACUGCUUACAAACCUCAUAAAUGCGCAAUAUGUGGCGAGGGCUUCUCAGCACAACAAGCUCUUGACCAACACGUGAGAACGCACACAGGCGAGACGCCGUAUAAGUGCGACUUUGAAGGAUGUGGCAAGUCUUUCAAGCAGAAGAGUGCUCUAACUAUGCAUAAGCGUACUCAUACAGGCGAGAAGCCACUGGAAUGCGACAUAUGCGGCAAGUGCUUCUGCGAAUCGUCCAACCUCUCGAAACACCGGAAGACGCAUAAUCCGGAUUACAGAUUCAAAUGCGAUGAGCCUGGCUGUACAAGUCAGUUCAUUCGAAUCGACCAGUUACGAAGGCAUCAGGCCAGACAUGAAAGACCGAAGAAGAAGCAAAAGACUCGAAUAGCGGCGGGACCAGCUUUCUCGCCUAUGUCACCAGAAAUACCGCGUAACACCAUCCUGGAGCAGGCUUCUAUUCAAGCUUAGGGGCCUUGGAUGUAUCCUCGUUUUACGUCUACUUGGGAACGAGCCAUGAAUCACAAAGCGAACUACAUACUGGAAGGCUCUUAGCCAGGGAGGGAUGAUAUCAUUGGGUUUGUAGCAUUUGAAAGAUUUAGGAGUACGUGGCUCUAAGCGGUCGGGAUUAUAGGCGGUAAAUUUUGGGGCACCAUACAUGAUAUGAUGUACAUAAUAGUGAUCAAAAGCGGGAGCGGGAGCGGCAGCGGCAGCGAUUCAAUCUAUUAAUUAGAGCGUCUUAUUAAACAAAGUACCGAAUUCUAAUAUUGCA